AUGCAUUUUGUGAUGGCUGUGAGUCCUUUUGUGUUCAUGACUCUAUUUUUGUCACUGGUCGAAACCAAGUUCUACAGACCAUUCCAGUUUAACCAGUAUAAAGCUGGGCUCAAUCAACACCAUGACCAAGGGAAACCCACCAGCCGACACAAGAACCACUGUGCCUAUGUCAUUGAAAAGACAGUGUCAUUCACUGUGCAGGAUGGGGCAGCCCCAUUUGUAAAAGCUGAGUACAACAAGUGUUCCUGGGGUCAAAAAUGUCCAACUCUGCUGUAUCGUCUGCAGUACAAACCACUCUAUAAGGUGGCACAUAAAACUGUCACAGAGCUGGAAUGGCGUUGUUGUCCCGGGUACUCUGGUUAUGGCUGUAUGGAGAGACAUCCAGUUUACCAACACCCCAUGAAAAUGAUGCCGCCAUUCAAAGGCCCGCCAAUGAAAGGCCCACAGUUUAAGGGGCUGCAGUUCAAAGGCCCACAGCACAAAGGUACCAUGUUCAAGGGUCCCAUGUUCAAGGGCCCACCUAUUAACACUGUUGUGAAGGCCAACCCAUGGAGUCAACCCAAAGGACCUUCCAUUGGCAGUUUCAACAAUUACCCAACGCGUCACUUUGGGCCUCCAGGGUCCUCCUCCUUCCCAGACACCUCCUUUGAGCCUUAUUCGCCAGAGCCAGAGCCAAUGCCAGAACACCAGGAACCACAUCUCACAGAGCACAACCAAGAACAUGACCAUGACCAAAGCCAAGGACCUGAGGAACAUAUACCAGAGGAAAUUCCUCCUCCUCUGUCUGGUGGUGAACAGCCUGAGGGCCAGACUCUCGACAGUGAGACAGAAGUGCGGAUAUAUCGAAUGGAGGAGGAUGUGCAACGUCUAAACCAGGGUCUGGAGACCCUGAGGGGAACUGUGAAUGGACUGGAAGAUAGUCUGCGAGCCUCACUGAGAGAGGAUGCCAACAGGAUGUUGUCUGCUCUGCUCUCUGCUGCCCCUGGUCCUGUUCCUGCUCCCGCUGUAGCCUCCAAUCCAUCCACAGUAGGGUUUGUAGAGAUUCCUGGAGGAGACCCUGAGACAGAGGGUCUAGAUGGCAGACAUGUGUUUCCAGGCCUUACAGAUCUGAAUAGAAGGGUAGAGGAGCUCAGGGCAGAGCUGCAAACCAAGACAGCACAGCUGCAAGAACUCAAAGCAACAGUGAUGGGACAUGAUGGAGCACUGAAGAAGAUGACAAAUGCAGUGGGAGUUGUAUCAGACUCCACUGGCAAUUUUGAGGAAAAUGACCAGAGAGCUAUGGAGAAGUUGAUGGAAGACAAACUGAGUAUAGCCAGGACAGAAAUUCUUGGUGGGUUUGAGAAGCGCUUGGAGAGUGCAGAGGGCCGAUGCGAAGAGAAAGCUGGGGAAGUGUUUCAUCAGUGUCAGAGGGAGAAAGGUGAGAGGCAAGAGCAGAUGGAAGAUGCUAUGGAGGAAAGAGCCACAUCCUUGAGAACAGAGCUGAAAAACCUACAGGCACAGAUCCAUAGUUUAAAGGCUACAGAAAGCUGCUGUGGUAGAGUAAGUGGACUGUUUGAAAGGGUGCAGCUGCUGGAAACAUCAGUGGCAGGCCUCAACCAGUCCCAGGGUCACCUGAGAUUGGAGCUGGGUGGACACAAGGACCACAUAGAGGGAAUGCUGGAGGGGCGGUUGGGGUAUGUGGAAGCCAAGCUCAACCAGACUGGGCAGAUCAAAAAUGAUCAGUCUGCAGGGAGAGGUGGUGUCCCAGACAGAGCUGAGACAGGACAGGGCCUGGAGGCCAGAAUGGAGGGUCAGUUGAGGGCUCUGGAAGGUCGAUUACUGACGGCUUUGGAGGAGCUGGGCAAUGCCACUGCCCCUGCACUGCUAGAGGGUCAUGCAGUUCCCAGUCUAGAGACAGAGCUGGAGUCCCUGCGAGGCAGACUGGAGGUGGAUAUGGACAGCGUGCGGAAGCACCUAAGCACCCUUGAGAUUCUCUGCUCCUCUUCCUGUUCCUCACCUCAAAACCCAUCUGCCAUCCAGGGAGACUCUGCUGCACCAAGUAACCUGGCAAAGGAGCAGAAUAUGAAGGAGGUACUGGACAAGCAAGGUGAUCAUUUGAAUAGCCUCAAUGUCACACUGCAGAACAUCCUGAGGCGUCUGACCCUCAGGGACCAGCAGGAACAUGCAGAGGGAGAUUCUCCCAUCCAGGGAGAGCUCACAAUCCUCAAGUUCAAUGUCCACUCAGUCAACCAAACCCUGAGAGGCCUCCAGGAUUCCUUGGGGACAGUGGUCUACCAGGUGGAUAAAACCAACAGUUCCUGGCAUGAAAGAGAGGCUCGUCUGGCCCAGCAGAUAAGGGGUGUGGUCCAGCUCGUUGGACAUCAGGCUUCCAUGCUUGGGGCAGGUGAGCGCAGACUGACCCGACUUAAGGGUGAUCUGCAGGACAUGAAGAGACGGCUAGCUCAGGAGGUCCAGGGCUGCCGGAGCACAGCUAUAGGGGUCCAGAAAGAGGUAACUGAGUUUGGAGGGCGUGUUUCCAGUGUGGAGAACCAGUGUAAGGGCCUGAAUUACUUGGCAGAGGACCUGGAGAGAAUCAGAGAGGAGUUAGAGGGACAAUCAAAUGGACUUCUCCUGCAAGUCAAUGGAACUCUCUCUAGCCAUGCUCAGCAGCUGGCUGAGCUGAGAAGUGAACUCAAAAACUACACCUCCAAGGUAGAGCCAACACAAAAGACUUUAGAGCUGGACACGGAGCUGAGACGAGGUGACACCUUCACUUUGAACUAG
Messenger RNA from Micropterus dolomieu (smallmouth bass), 2763 nucleotides. RefSeq names its product elastin microfibril interfacer 3a (gene emilin3a). Bases 1 to 2763 code for a protein of 920 amino acids. Lineage: Eukaryota; Metazoa; Chordata; Actinopteri; Centrarchiformes; Centrarchidae. Gene Ontology annotation, cellular component: extracellular matrix. Gene Ontology annotation, molecular function: protein binding. The record is from RefSeq and is a predicted model, not a curated record. The transcript is spliced from 4 exons.